Molecule: messenger RNA, 2189 nt
Organism: Myxocyprinus asiaticus (Chinese sucker)
Lineage: Eukaryota; Metazoa; Chordata; Actinopteri; Cypriniformes; Catostomidae
Product: eukaryotic translation initiation factor 2 subunit 2-like
Exons: 9
Coding region: 92-1081 (329 amino acids)
Biological process (GO): translational initiation; formation of translation preinitiation complex; formation of cytoplasmic translation initiation complex
Cellular component (GO): eukaryotic translation initiation factor 2 complex
Molecular function (GO): mRNA binding; translation initiation factor activity; translation initiation factor binding
Source: RefSeq, a predicted model, not a curated record
AAUCGGACGCACGCAUGCGCGCUGAGUUAUCCUGUUCUGACGCAAGACGUCGAAAUUAAACAGAGCGAAACUUUUUUUUGGUACAGCCAUCAUGUCAGAAGACGAGAUUUUAUUCGACCCCACAACAUCAAAGAAGAAAAAGAAGAAGAAGAAGCCCUUCAUGCUGGAUGAGGAUGGAGAUGGGCUUGGAGAAGAGGUUCAACAGACUGAACAGCGUGAAAUUGAGCCUGAAGCAGCAGAGGAGCGAGAAAUAGAGCCUGAAGAUGAUGAAGUCAAGAAAAAGGAGCUUUCAGAUGAUUUAGAUGAUCUGAACUUCUUCAAUCAGAAGAAAAAGAAGAAGAAACCAAAGAAAGUGCUUGACAAUGACAUUGACGAGGGCAUGAAGGAGCUGAAAAUUGAGGGAGACCAGCAGGAAGUGGUCGAGGAAGAUGAUUUGGACCUGAUGCUACCAGCUAAGAAAAAGAAAGCAAAAAAAGUGGAAUUUGUUGAAGAAAACGACACUGUGGAAAAGGAUGAUGUCAUUGAGAAUGACAGAAACACAGAUGGCAUCAUGUUCAGCUCACCGUUGGGCCCAGCAUGGGCAGGGACAGAGAGAGACUACACAUACGAUGAGUUGUUGAGUCGGGUGUUUAACAUCAUGAGGGAGAAGAACCCUGAUAUGGUUGCCGGUGAGAAGAGGAAGUUCGUGAUGAAGCCUCCUCAGGUGGUCCGAGUUGGGACAAAGAAAACAUCUUUUGUCAACUUCACUGACAUCUGCAAACUGUUGCAUCGACAGCCCAAACAUCUUUUGGCGUUCCUGUUAGCUGAGUUAGGAACGAGUGGUUCUAUAGAUGGAAAUAACCAGCUUGUGAUCAGAGGACGCUUUCAACAGAAACAAUUAGAGAAUGUUUUGAGAAGAUAUAUAAAGGAAUAUGUGACUUGUCAUACCUGCCGCUCACCCGAUACAAUCCUGCAGAAGGACACACGUCUGUAUUUCUUGCAGUGUGAAACCUGCCACUCGCGUUGCUCUGUAGCCAGCAUCAAGACCGGCUUCCAGGCUGUCACUGGCAAAAGAGCACAGCUUCGAGCCAAAGCCAACUAAUAUAACCACCCUGUUCUGGCCUCUUAACCACACGGGUGCUUGGCCUGUUUAUCAACUCAUCUUACCUCCUUCCUCCAGAAAUAAUAUGCAGUUUAUACAUUUUUUUCUUCUGAAUUCAGUAUAUCAGAUAACCAGAGCAGAUUAUUGUUUUUUGUGGAAAUGUUAUUCUCAGAAGAAUUUUAUUGGAUGAUGAAUGGACUUAAUUUCCUUUUAUCAAAGGAAAAGUGAAUCUCCAAAUCUCUAGUACAUUUUUGUAGGACAGUCACUGAACAGCCUCUAUGAUUUAAAAAAGUGGUUGAAUAUCAGUCUCUAGCUCCUUAACAUAGUGUGUUAGAGAGAGAGAGAGAGAGAGAGAGAGAGAGAGAGAGAUGAAUACAGAAAACUACAGAUUGUGCUGUUUGUUUAGUAGAACAUUGUGCAGCAGAUGUUUGGGCAUGUUACAUAGUGCUUAGAUUGACUUUUUGUUGGCAAAUUUGAAAGAUAUAUUUUUUUAUCUAUAAAAACAACAAAAUUGAAGAGUAUUUUUCAUGCAGUUUUUUUUUGCUUAUCACUGAUAGUCAUAAACUGCUUGAUGUGUAACAGCAUGUUAUUAAGCAGCACAUGAACCAGUCAUUCUCUGUCCACAGUUGGGCAUUGCUCAGGGUUCCCACCCCUUUUUUACCAAUUCAUUUUUUCCAUGACUUUUCUAUGAUUUUUUUCAGUCAUUUGAAUUACUAGAUAAGAAUUUUUAAAAAUCAUUUAGUAGAGAUCACAAAUAUCAAUUUCUAGUCAAUGAAAUAUUUUAGAGUAGAGCAUAACUAGGAAAAUGUAUAUUCACUUUCCCAAGUCUGGCAAUCCCUAUUUCAGAAAUACCUGAUAUUUCCAGGUUUCCAUGACCAUGAUAACCCUGAUUCCCCCUGCACACCUAGAUAUAAAUCAGAUACUCUCACUGUCUGCAUUACUGGUCAGUAUCAGAGACCUGAUUGCUGCAGAUCUUACAUAUUUUAAUAUCUUAUUUAGCAGGUGGACCCCACUGUUUAAAGAGAACUGUGAAGCAUAUUUCUAAAAAUGAAAAACAACUGUUUCACUACAUAUUGUAUUCUGAAUAUUAAACAUUUUUCCUAUUUUA